UUUUCCUUCUUUGUAUUAAUUUAUUAUCCAACAACAACAAAAAAAAAAUUAAUACUCUCUAUACUCUAUACAAAAUUAGUUUUAAUAUAAAACCUCUCUAUCCCUAUAUGGGUUUAAGAGAUAUUGGUGCAACACUUCCUCCUGGAUUUAGAUUCUAUCCAAGUGAUGAAGAAUUAGUUUGCCAUUAUCUCUUCAAGAAAAUUGCUAAUGAAGAUGUUCUUAAAGGUACUUUAAUCGAAAUCGAUCUUCAUACAUGUGAACCAUGGCAACUUCCUGAGGUGGCAAAGCUGAACUCAAGCGAAUGGUACUUCUUCAGUUUUCGAGAUCGAAAAUACGCUACUGGUUUUCGUACAAAUCGGGCCACAAUUUCGGGUUAUUGGAAAGCGACAGGCAAAGAUCGGACGGUUGUAGAUCCGAAAACUCGUUCGAUCGUAGGGAUGAGAAAAACUCUAGUUUUCUACAUGAAUAGAGCUCCUAAUGGAAUUAAAACUGGUUGGAUCAUGCAUGAAUUUCGCCUCGAAAAUCCACAUAUACCCCCUAAGGAAGAUUGGGUGUUAUGUCGAGUAUUUUACAAAGCUAAAGUCGAGAAUAAUAACAAUAACAACAACAAUAACACAUUCAGUAACACGCAAAAUAUGUAUGAGGUUGGUGUCAACACUUCUCCUAAUAUAGAUCAAUCUCAUAUUGCUUUGCCUUACGCCGCGAUAUCCCAAAGCCAGAAGUUGUUUGAUUUAUUGGAACCAAAUAAUAAUCAAAGUAGCUAUCUUCAAUUAAUGUCACAAGAAAUGAAGGAACCUCAAUCGAACGAUGAAAUGGUUGAGAAUGAUGAGUAUGGGUUCUUGUUGGACAUGAAUUUCGAAGAUCCAAAUAUACAAGAUGGAUCGAGGAGUGCAUUCGAACAUUGGGGCCAUGUGAUUUGAUGAUGAAAAAUAUAUAUCUUGGUUUUUAUUUGAAGCGUUAAUGAUUAUUGUUAUUAUUUAAAAGUAGGAAAAGAGAAUUAGUUUAAAGAAAAAGAUUUAUGUGUAUUGAGUUUGUGUAGAUGAUGUCUUAAUUAAUUAGUGUUUGCUUGUGGGGGUAAGAUUCUUGAAUGUUUGAUGGGAUGAUUUUUUAUUUUAUUUUUUAUUUUCUUCAUCAGUAGAUAUACAUAUAUAUGUGUAUUAUAGAUUGAUCAGACAUUAGCGUCUAUCAUUGAUAAUUAUUAAUUUGUAUAUUA
Molecule: messenger RNA, 1213 nt
Organism: Solanum pennellii
Lineage: Eukaryota; Viridiplantae; Streptophyta; Magnoliopsida; Solanales; Solanaceae
Product: NAC domain-containing protein 21/22-like
Exons: 3
Coding region: 108-920 (270 amino acids)
Biological process (GO): regulation of DNA-templated transcription
Molecular function (GO): DNA binding
Source: RefSeq, a predicted model, not a curated record